AUGUCAAGGACAGGCCAGCACGGGGAGCCGCCGACAGUGACGGCGGUGGUACGAGGACAGGGGGAGCUGAUCGGGCUGCUGAAGGCGGGCGGGUACGACAUGGACGAGCGGAUGGAGGACGGGAGGACAGGGCUGCAUGUAGCGGGGAUGCUGGGGAGGGCGGGGAGCGUGAGGGAGCUGAUAGAGGCAGGAGCAGAGGUAGGAACGAAGGCCGAGAAAGGGAAGACGAUGGUGCACUGGGCGGCGGAGUAUGGGCAUGUGGAGGUGCUGAAGACGGUAGAGAAACAAUGCGGGAAAGAGACUCUGAGGACCUUGAUGAAGGAGAAGGACAUUGCCGGCAAGACAUGCGCGCACUGGGCGAGUGCUGGAGGGCACCUGGAGGUAGUGCGGUAUGUUGUAGAGACAUGCGGGGAGGAGCUGCUGAGGGAGAAGGACAAGCACGGAAAAACAGGCGCGCAUGCGGCGAGUGAGGGAGGGCACUUGGAGGUGCUGCGGUAUGUUGUAGAGACAUGCGGGGAGGAGGUGCUGAGGGAGAAGACCAAGGACGGCUCGACAUGCGCGCACUGGGCGAGUGAGGGAGGGCACUUGGAGGUGCUGCGGUAUGUUGGGGAGACAUGCGGGGAGGAGGUGCUGAGGGAGAAGGACAAGCACGGAAAAACAGGCGCGCACUUGGCAAGUGAGGGAGGGCACAUGGAGGUAGUGCGGUAUGUUGUAGAGACAUGCGGGGAGGAGCUGCUGAGGGAGAAGACCAAUGACGGCUCGACAUGCGCGCACUGCGGGAACAUGGAGGUAGUGCGGUAUGUUGUAGAGACAUGCGGGGAGGAGGUACUGAGGGAGAAGACCAAUGACGGCUCGACAUGCGCGCACUGGGUGAGUUUCACAGGGCACUUGGAGGUGCUGCGGUAUGUUGUAGAGACAUGCGGGGAGGAGGUGCUGAGGGAGAAGGACAAGCACGGCAGGACAUGCGCGCACUUAGCGAGUGAGGGAGGGCAGUUGGAGGUGCUGCGGUAUGUUGUAGAGACAUGCGGGGAGGAGGUGCUGAGGGAGAAGGACAAUGAUGGCGAGACAUGCUUCACUUUGGCUGAUAACUCAGAUGUCAAGGAUUAUCUUAGAGGUUUUGGUAUCGACUAGUCUCAGACUGAGCGAACAAAACUGCAGCCAUAGAAAUCGCCCUCAUACCUACCUGAGCCCUAGUAAAAGCGAGCUCACCUC
Molecule: messenger RNA, 1212 nt
Organism: Guillardia theta CCMP2712
Lineage: Eukaryota; Cryptophyceae; Pyrenomonadales; Geminigeraceae
Exons: 1
Coding region: 1-1131 (376 amino acids)
Molecular function (GO): protein binding
Source: RefSeq, a predicted model, not a curated record